AUGUCUACCAAGCUUCACCAAAGACCACCUUUCAGAGCUGAGCAUCUAGGCUCUCUUCUGCGCCCCACCCCGCUCCUCGACAUCCGGCACAAAAUCAACGGGGGAGAAAAGGGCCUCGAAAAUGAGCUGAAGGCUGUCGAAGAUGAAGCUGUGAAGGAGACCGUCAAGGAACAGCAGGAAUUGGGUUUCCGCCCUGUUUCUGAUGGAGAAUUCAGACGCCAUAUGUUCUGGGGUACCUUCUUCCCCGGACUGGAGGGAUUUGAAGAGAUUCAAAACCCAGACAUUGACAUCUUCCGCAUGUACGUCCCAGACGUUGCAGCCUUCACUGAGAGCGGACACAAGCCCGGAGAGACAGUCAUCUGCACAGGAAAGAUCAAGCACGUUGGAAGCACAUACAUCGACCAAUGGAACUACCUGAAGAACCUCCUUCCCAAGGAGAGACAACAUGAGGCCAAGCUCACUCUUGCGGCACCAGAGUGGUACCACCUCCGAUACAAGACCGGCAGGGCAUACCCCAAGUCCGUGUACGCCAACGACGCCGAAUACUUCGCAGACAUCGCGAAGGCAUACCGUGAGGAGCUUAGAAUUCUUUACGAGAACGGCUGCCGCAACAUCCAGAUCGAUGACCCCAACCUUGCCUACUUCUGCUCCGAGAAGAUGCUGAAGGGUUUCAAGGACAACGGCGAAGACGCCGACGCUCUCCUUGACGCCUAUAUCAAGCUUUACAACGACUGCCUCUCUGAGCGCCCCGCGGAUUACCACAUUGGUGUCCACCUCUGCCGAGGAAACUUCGUCGGAGGCCGACACUUCUCCGAGGGUGGAUACGAUAACAUUGCCACUAAGCUGUUUAACGAGCUGAACGUUGACACCUACUACUUGGAAUACGACACUCCCCGUGCUGGUGGCUUUGAGCCUCUCAAGCACCUCCCCAAGGGCAAGAACGUCAUUCUGGGUCUGCUCUCCAGCAAGUUCCCCCAGCUGGAGGACAAGGAGGAGAUGAAGAGGAGGGUGUACCAAGCAGCGGAGUUGAUCUCUCAGGGUACCGGAGAGACCAAGGAGGAGGCGCUGAACAGAAUUGGUGUUUCCCCUCAAUGUGGCUUUGCAAGCCACAGUGAUGGAAACAAUGUUCAGAAGGAGGAUAUGGUCAAGAAGCUGCAGUUGGUACGGACGCUGGCCGACGAGAUCUGGCCUGGCCAGCCGUAA
This is a messenger RNA of Amorphotheca resinae ATCC 22711, 1203 nucleotides long. RefSeq lists its product as hypothetical. The record is from RefSeq and is a predicted model, not a curated record. The transcript has 2 exons. The coding region runs from base 1 to 1203 and encodes 400 amino acids. Gene Ontology annotation, molecular function: zinc ion binding; 5-methyltetrahydropteroyltriglutamate-homocysteine S-methyltransferase activity. Lineage: Eukaryota; Fungi; Ascomycota; Leotiomycetes; Helotiales; Amorphothecaceae.